Vicia faba (fava bean) is the source of this 2817-nucleotide messenger RNA. The record is from the annotation of a GenBank genome assembly. Lineage: Eukaryota; Viridiplantae; Streptophyta; Magnoliopsida; Fabales; Fabaceae.
AUGGCGCCGAGUAUUCAACUAACUUCCGCCGGCGCCGGUGAAGAAUCCGACUCCGGUGACCUCGAAGAUGUUCGCCUCCUAGACUCCUACGAUAAACACGAUGUCCACGACGAAACACGGCGGAUUCAGGUUAGAAUCACCGGCAUGACCUGCGCCGCUUGUUCUAACUCCGUUGAGGCGGCUCUCAAGUCCGUCGACGGAGUAGUUGAGGCUUCCGUUGCUUUGCUUCAGAAUAAAGCCGACGUCGUUUUUAACAGAAACCUCGCCAAGGAUGAAGACAUUAAGAAUGCGAUUGAAGAUGCAGGUUUUGAAGCUGAGAUCUUACAUGAACCCGGUCCGACCGGGACGAAACCGGUUGGGGACAAUACGGUGGUGGGACAGUUCACCAUUGGUGGUAUGACGUGUGCGGCCUGUGUGAAUUCCGUUGAGGGAAUUUUGAAGAACAUCACCGGAGUCAAAAAAGCGGUGGUGGCUUUAGCUACUUCAUUGGGUGAAGUUGAGUUUGAUCCGAAUGUGAUUAGCAAAGAAGAUAUUGUUAGUGCAAUUGAAGAUGCUGGUUUUGAAGCUGCGUUUGUGCAGAGUUAUAGUCAAGAUGAGAUUGUUUUAGGGGUUGUUGGAGCGUGUUCUUUGGUGGAUGCUCGGGUUUUGGAAAGCAUGCUUAGUGGUAUGAAAGGGGUGAGGCAGUUUCGGUUUGAUCCUUUGUUGAGUGAACUUAAUGUUGUUUUUGAUCCUCAAGUUCUCAAUUCUAGAUCAGUGGUGGAUGGGAUCCGUGUAUUUAGUAAUGGAAAAUUUAAGUUGCAUGUUAGAAGCCCUUAUGCGAGAAUGGCUUCUAAAGAUGUCUCAGAGAGUUCAACUAUGUUCCGACUUUUUAUUUCCAGCUUGCUUCUUAGUAUUCCUCUUUUCUUCAUGGGGGUAAUUUGUCCUCAUAUCCCAUUCAUAUACUCCUUAUUACUUUGGAGAUGUGGGCCCUUCCUCAUGGAUGAUUGGUUGAAGUGGGCAUUGGUGAGUGUCAUCCAAUUUGUGAUUGGAAAGCGCUUCUACAUAGCAGCUAUCAGAGCUCUUAGAAAUGGUUCAACAAACAUGGAUGUCCUGGUUGCUUUGGGAACUACAGCAUCAUAUGUUUAUUCUGUUUGUGCUCUUCUGUACGGUGCUCUUACUGGAUUUUGGUCUACAACAUACUUUGAAACAAGUGCUAUGCUUAUAACAUUUGUAUUGUUGGGCAAGUAUUUGGAAUGUCUUGCCAAGGGAAAGACAUCUGAUGCCAUUAAGAAGUUAGUAGAACUCACUCCUCCAACAGCUUUAUUGGUUGUUAAAGACAAAGAUGGUAGAUCUAUUGAAGAAAGAGAAAUAGAUUCCUUGCUCAUCCAGCCUAGUGACACAUUAAAAGUUCUCCCUGGUACAAAGAUUCCUGCUGAUGGUAUUGUUUCCUGGGGCUCAAGUUAUGUGAAUGAGAGUAUGGUGACUGGUGAAUCUCUACCUGUUUUGAAGGAAAUCAAUGCAUCUGUUAUUGGAGCCCAGAUGUCCAAAGCUCCCAUUCAAAAGUUUGCUGAUUAUGUAGCAAGCAUAUUUGUUCCUACAAUUGUAGCUCUAUCAAUAUUGACACUAUUGUGUUGGUAUACUGCCGGGGCUCUUGGAGCUUACCCAGAUGAAUGGCUGCCAAAAAAUGGAAAUCACUUUGUUUUUGCCCUUAUGUUUUCUAUAUCUGUUGUGGUGAUUGCAUGCCCAUGUGCACUUGGUUUGGCAACACCAACUGCUGUCAUGGUGGCCACAGGAGUUGGGGCUAACAAUGGAACUCUAACUCAGGGGAAAGCCAAUGUCUCUGUUGCCAAGGUGUUUGCAGGAAUGGAUCGAGGAGAAUUUCUUAAAUUGGUGGCUUCUGCUGAGGCUAGCAGUGAACACCCGCUGGCAAAAGCAAUAUUACAAUAUGCACGCCAUUUUCACUUCUUUGAUGAGUCCUCUCUUACUAAUGGUCCUCGAAAUGAUGCCAAUGAAUUAAAAUCAGGGUGGCUUUAUGAUGCCUCAGAUUUCUCUGCUAUUCCAGGAAAGGGUGUGCAGUGCAUUAUAGAUGGACAGCGUGUUUUGGUUGGUAACAGGAAGCUGCUGGUGGAAAGUGGUAUAAACAUCUCUACCGAAGCGGAAAAUUUUGUUGUUGAGCUUGAAGAAAGUGCCAAGACAGGGAUCCUGGUAUCAUGUGACGGUAUAUUGAUUGGAGUUUUGGGGGUUGCAGACUCACUUAAACGAGAAGCUUCUGUUGUUAUAGAGGGCCUCAAGAAAAUGGGAAUCACGCCUGUAAUGGUUACAGGAGAUAACUGGAGAACAGCCCGAGCUGUUGCCAAGGAGGUUGGCAUUCAAGAUGUUAGAGCAGAGGUUAUGCCUGCAGGAAAGGCUGAUGUUGUUCGUUCAUUCCAAAAAGAUGGAAGUAUAGUUGCAAUGGUGGGCGAUGGUAUAAAUGACUCUCCUGCAUUAGCUGCUGCAGAUGUUGGCAUGGCAAUUGGGGCUGGGACAGAUAUUGCCAUAGAAGCUGCUAACUAUGUUUUGAUGAGAGAUAAUUUGGAAGACGUGAUCACAGCAAUUGAUCUUUCUAAAAAGACCUUUUCUCGUAUUCGAUUGAAUUAUGUAUUCGCGAUGGCCUACAAUAUUAUAGCCGUACCAGUUGCUGCGGGUGUUUUAUUUCCUUCACUGGGAAUCAAGCUUCCACCAUGGGUUGCUGGUGCAUGCAUGGCGCUCUCGUCUGUGAGUGUUGUAUGUUCUUCUUUGCUUCUUAGAAGAUAUAGAAAACCCAGACUUACUACAAUACUUGAAAUAGUUGUAAAUUAA